Owenia fusiformis is the source of this 3166-nucleotide messenger RNA. NCBI's taxonomy places the organism in Eukaryota, Metazoa, Annelida, Polychaeta, Sabellida, Oweniidae. The record is from the annotation of a GenBank genome assembly.
CGGAAGCCAAUUUAUUAAACUAGUAUUCGGAAAGUUUGUUAUCGAGCUUAGUGUUUCGAGCGCAAAGAGUAAAUAAAUCUUUCGUAAUUUUCUCAGAUAUUGAGAAUGCACAAAGAGUAUUAAAGAAACGUAUAAAUUUGAAAUCAAAAAUUGCAAUUGGUAUUCCUUCAGUGACAAAAACAAGACCGUCGCUAAACAAUAAAAAUGGGUGUUAAAAAUGGACAUGGAAAGCAGCAGCUUACCUGGAAGCUUGCGCGUGUAUUUUUGCUUUAUAUCCCGAUUGGACUUUUGAUGUACAACAUACACGACUUACGUCUAAACGGACUUAAAACUGAAUACAACAUUCAACCUCAAAAAAGGAACGACCUUACUACAGAAAUUAGAACCUCGAAUUUGACAGCCAACAAACGUGGAUCUAAAUUUCAAACUCAAAAAAGUGAAGAGCCAACUACCGAAGAUUCAAACUCGAAUUUGACAGCCAACAAACGUGGAUCUAAAUUUCAAACUCAAAAAAGUGAAGAGCCAACUACCGAAGAUUCAACCUCGAAUUUGACAGCCAACAAACGUGGAUCUAAAUUUCAAACUCAAAAAAGUGAAGAGCCAACUACCGAAGAUUCAACCUCGAAUUUGACAGCCAGCAAACGUGGAUCUAAAUUUCAAACUCAAAAAAGUGAAGAGCCAACUACCGAAGAUUCAACCUCGAAUUUGACAGCCAACAAACGUGGAUCUAAAUUUCAAACUCAAAAAAGUGAAGAGCCAACUACCGAAGAUUCAACCUUGAAUUUGACAACCAACAACGGUGGGUUUAGAUUUCAACCUCAAAAAGCAAAAGAGCCAACUCCUAGAAAUUCUACCUUGAAUUUGACAACCAAAAACGGCGGAUCUCGUCUUUUCAAAGGAAAAACGCCAAACACGCUAUUUUAUACUCGAAUGCCGAAAUGUGGCUCGACAACCAUACUAGAUUACUUAAAAAUGAUCCAAGACAGAAAUGAUUUCCAGGUUUAUCAUUAUAAAUAUGUAGAAAUUGCCCAUGAAAUAAGCGAGCAUUCAAAAGCAGAAGAGACCUUCCUGAGGACUUUUCAAAAUGAGAAGGAUACGUCUGUAAAGAACCUAGCUUUCGUACGCCAUAUAGGUUACUUUAAUUUCACGAAACGUGGGAUUAGACAACCGCUUCUAAUUGAUAUGUUACGGGAUCCAGUAGAGAGAGCGAUAUCGCGAUUUUACUUUAUUCGGCAACCGUCCGAGGCAAUCCGACGCAACCUAAGUGAAAGCAUUAUAAAUGAAACUCUAUCGCAGUGUAUAAAGCGGGAGGGUAAAAAUCAAACAUGCGUCGCACCUACAUAUGUUCAAUGGUUCAAUUCGUACACUCCUGACAUCGAUCCGAAAGAUGUGAAGUUCAUCAACAGAGCAAAGAAUAUCAUUGAAAAGGAAUACGUUUGUGUGGGUAUAUUGGAACAGCUCAGUGAAUCCCUUACAGUCUUCUCAAAACUUAUUCCACAAUACUUUGGUGGAAUUCACGAUUACCUAAAAAACAACACAAAAAUAAGUAACGCUGGGAAUCGUAGAAAAGGCAAGGACAAACUUCCAAAAGGAAUCCGUGAUACUAUAGUUGAUGUUCUAGCUUCGGAUUAUGAUAUUUACAAGUUUGCGGUACAGUUGUUUAACAGUAAAGUUAAAGGAAUGAAUGUUGGAUAAAGGGUGCAUUAAACAAACAAUCUUUACAAUGUGUAAAAUGAACAAGUUGAGUGCUUACAUAUUGGUCAUUAGCUGGAACUGUUAGCUCAGCACAAUGUUAAACAAUUCAGUCUUGAUUGCAACAAAAUUGCAUUGUUAAAUAAAACCCCAUUAGUUAAAUGCUUGCCUCUUCAGACUUCUAGCUUUGCAUUCCAAUGAAUCGUUAUUACACUUGUUGGACUGAUUGGCAGGACAAUGUUAACAAAUAAGAACUUAUUAAAUACUUGAUUUCUCAUUUAUUUUCUUUGAAUGACUAUAAAACCCGAUGAGGAAAAAUGAGUGACUUUAACAAUUACAUUUUCAUUCACACCCAUAUAAUAUGCUCAUUGUAUAGAGAAAAUAGCUGGUAUUGUAUAAAUCCAGCAUUAGUCUCCAUAGAAGAUAAUACAAUUAAUUGUACUCUGAGAAUAUCAUAAAAAGAUAUACAUUGUUUUAUAUUUUAUUUUUUAUUGUCAUAUUACAGACUCUAACAAUUAUAUUAUACAUUGUUAUAAUAAGCAUGAGAGAUUAUCACAAGGCAGUGUUUAAUUUUUUAAUAUAUUUUCUUGAUGUUCUCUUAUGCAAAGGCGCCCUUUAGAUUGAAUGCUUUGUUCACUGAAUACAAUUUUGAACAAAAUACUCAAUCUGCCGGGCGCCGGCCGAUGAAUCGGAGCAAAUGCGACUCAUGCCUCACCAAAGAUAACAUUUUUUACAAACAUGGCAUUAACAUGCGAAAUGUUACCACCUGUCAGUUGGUACAGACACUGGCCGCUAAACGCCGACAACAACGGCCGAACACCGUCCACAAAAACAAUACACACUAUAAUAAUAUUAUGAGGCCAUAUUGGAAAGUGUUUUCCUUCAACGCGUAUUUGAGUUGACACUAGGUGAAAUGGAUAAACUUCGCAAUUCGUUCAAUGGGAUGGUGAAAAUAGCAAGUGACUGCUGAUCCGUAUUAAAAGAAGCCUAGCAAUGACAAGAGGCCCAGUCCUAAUAUACAUCAGAUAUUUUAAUCAAAUUUUCAAAAAUAUGAAAUCUUACAUGUACAUGUAUGGCUCAAAAUUGAAUACGAGUAAAUGAUAAUAAAUUUCCUGAUGUUCUUAUCAUUUCCGUACAAUUUCGCGUGUAAACAAAAUAACUGAAUACUUUGUUAAUGGCUUUAAACUCCACUCUUUGUAACUCUUCAUUGUUCUAAAACACAACAACGUGUCUUUAUUUCCAAUUCAAGAAAUGGAACACGAUUCUCCAUAUGUAUGCCUUACAUCUCCCUGGAGGAGAUGGUUUACAACAGCUUUUGCAAUAUAACUUGUUGUUCCCAAACGUCCGACAGAUGGCGUGUUGAAAAAUGACGCCAUAUUGUUUUCCUGUUUGUCUUGCUUUUCUUUUUCUUCAACAGUUGGUUGGCUGUCAUUUUUAAAAUACUGGAAAGCUUCUUUAAUCAACUGAAAAAUAU